Molecule: messenger RNA, 594 nt
Organism: Guyanagaster necrorhizus
Lineage: Eukaryota; Fungi; Basidiomycota; Agaricomycetes; Agaricales; Physalacriaceae
Exons: 4
Coding region: 1-594 (197 amino acids)
Source: RefSeq, a predicted model, not a curated record
AUGGGCACCAAAACUGUCUUAACCAUCAUGAAAGAAGAAUGUUGGCUUUUCGUUCGCUGUCCACAAGAGCUCGCCGAAGCAACGGCUAAAGCCCGCCCCCCUAUCCCCCGCCGAAAAGUUUUCUUCCCUCCACCUGCAGGGCAUAUGCGCGUGCUGUUUUACACCCACCCACGCUACUCCGCGUGCAAUCGGUACCCAUGCAUCGAAGGCGACUUCCUGCUGACUGGAUCCGGAGACCUCAAUAUGAUCCAAGUUCGAGAGGCCUUCGGUUUAGAGAGCUGUUCGAUCAUUCAGCCUUCCGGGAAGAUUAUCGCCGAAGGUGUCCAAUUUGAACGUAUCUUUUAUCACGGUCUGUUAGACCUAUGCGAUUCAAAUGGAUGUCUCAGAAUUACCGAACCAUAUGUCUCUGAGUCUGUGCAGAUCCAGCGCAAGAUACGUUGGGCUAUGCUUUCCUUGACUCGUUCCAUUAUCCUUUUCGUGUGUGCCAUCGGUGGCCUUAUUUACGAUUUGACUAUACCUGUCGUCGUUAUGGGCGACAACAUUCUGAAAGAGAUAGGCCCAUUAUCCGAACAUAUGGCGAAGAGUAUUGCUUAG